CGGCUCUGGAGACCGUAUGGUAGGCUAGCCCUCCAACCUGGGCAUUCUCUCUCCUCGCCAAACCUUUGUUGUUAAUCUUGAGGGAUUUGGGGUGAAUGAAGACAAGGAUCGGACAUACCUUUCAUGACAGGCGGACAGUUUUGGCAGCUUUUUUGUCCAGCUGAAAGUGGUAUUUUUGUAAGGAUACUGAGAGGGCAUGUGAGGAAAGAGAUUUUCCCAGAAUACAGCUGAGCAGGCUUAAGCCCUAGGGACAACCUAGAUACGGACGGAAAGCCAACCACUAUCAGAAGUGGUUGAAGCCACCCCUCCUGAAGAACCAUGGGAGACAAGUCUGGGAGCAAAGUAGCUGCUGCAAAGAACCAGAUCCAUCUCCGGGUAGUGAAGGGGCUGGAGGAUGUGGAUGUGCGUGAGAGGGAGGGCUGCACGUUCGAGGUGACCCUCAACCUGUCCUACAUAGCGGGCACGUGGACCAAGGACGGGGUCAGGCUACAAGCCAAGCCCACCUGUCACAUCGCUGCCCAUAAGAAUAAACACACUCUCACCUUUACCCGGGUCACCGUAGGAGACACUGGCCUGUACUCCUUCCAGACUGACGGGAGCCAAAACUGGAUCCAAACCUCAGGCCAACUCACUGUCAUAGCCAGAGACAUACAGAUUGUGAAGGAGUUGGAAGAUGAGGAAGUGACUGAGAGGCAGAGCGUGACCUUCCUGUGCGAGGUCAACUGUGAGGACGUGGACGGGCGUUGGUACAGCGACAACACCAGGAUCAAACACGGAGACAACGUCAAGAUCAGGCACGAGGGUAAAACUCACACCAUGUGCUUCAAGUCUGUAAGGCCAGCAAAUGCUGGGGAGAUCAAAUUCACUGCAGACAGGGUCUCCUGCUAUGCAACUCUCACGGUAAAAGAGCUGCCUGUGCAGAUAGUGAAGCCUCUGAGAGUGAAGAUUGCUAUGUACAAACACAAAGGACUGCUGGAGUGCCAGGUGUCCAGGGCCAACGCCCUGGUCAGGUGGUUCAAGAACAGGAGUGAGAUCCAACCCAGCAAGAAGCACCAGAUUGUUAGCGACGAUGUCUACAGGCAGCUGCACAUUGAUGACGUGGCCUCGUCAGACGAGGACACCUACACCUGUGAUGCUGGCGAUGACAAGACCUCCUGCCAACUACUAGUGGAGGAGCAGGCGAUCAGCAUAGUGCAGGGGCUGAGGUCUGUGGAGGUGACCGAGCCCAGGGAGGCCAUGUUCCAGGUGGAGACCAGCCUGAGGGCAGGGAGGCCCCCAAAGUGGACCCUGGACGGAGAGGUCCUGAUGGACGGGCCUGAACUGAGCAUAGACCGGCAGGGCACAGUGCACACCCUCUGCUUCAUCAGCACGGACAGCUCUAUGACCGGCCCUGUGCAGUUCAACGCCGGGAAGAGCCGCUCCACCGCACAGCUCACCGUGAAGGAACGCCCUCUGAAAGUGGUCCAGCCCAUGCCAGACGUGGAGGCUAAAGAGAACAGCUCGGUCACACUGAGGUGUCAGUUUGCCCCCUCCCCCAGGGUGGUGCGCUGGUACAGGGGCCGCACUGCCCUGCAGACAUCCAGCAAGUACAGCAUGAGGACGGAGAAGAGCCAGGCAGAGCUGACCAUCUUGGGCCUCAAGGAGACCGACACUGGCCAGUACAGCUGCGUGGCUGGAGGGUCAAAGAGCACAGCCAAGGUCGAUGUGCGAAGGCUGAAGAUCGUAAGGCACCUGGAGCACGUGAAGGUGGAAGAGGAUAGCAACGCCACAUUCACAUGUGAACUCAAUUACGUGGUAGCCAAUGUACAGUGGCUUCUGAACGACAACCACCUCAACGCCAACACUGUUACCAGGAUUCAGAACAUGGGCACCAUUCACAGCCUCACCAUCAAAAAUCUCCGCCCACAGGAGAGCAGGGUGACCUUCAAGGCUGGCCUUCUCACAGAGUCCACCUCCCUCAAGGUCAAAGAAAAGCCAGCAGUGUUCCUCAGAUCUCUAGAAGACAUGUCAGGGGAGGAGGAGGGGAAGGUGUGUCUGCAGUGUGAGACCUCUAAGGAAAUGGCCACCCCCGUCUGGAGGAAGGAUGGUACGGUCCUGGACAGCAGUGACAAAUAUGAGCUGCUCAUGUUUGGGAAGUCCUUAACACUCAUCAUCCAUAGUCUGAGUAAGGAUGAUGCAGGCCACUACAGCUGUGACUUGGGCACCAGCCAGACCAAGGCCAAGGUCACUGUACAUGACAUUCACAUCACCAUCGCCCAGCGUAUGAAGACCGUCUCUGUUCUGGAGGGCGAGAGCUGCAGUUUCGAGUGCAUCCUCUCUCACGAUGUCAUCGACGAGCCCUCCUGGACUCUGAACGGUCAACUUGUGAUCAGCAACAGCCGCAUCCAGAUCGGAAACAAGGGUCGCAAAUACAAGAUGACCAUCAGAGACGCAACUGUGACUGAAGCCGGGGACGUAAUCUUCUUCGUCAAAGACCUCAGCUGCAGGACCAUGCUGUUUGUCAAAGAGAAGCCAGUGCAUGUGUUCAGGGACAUGAUGAGCGUUAAAGCCGCCCCAGGGGAGAACGCUGAGCUGAGCUGUGAGAUCACCAAGCCUGAGGCCUUCAUCCGCUGGCUGAAGAAUGGCCAUCAGAUCAGGCACAGCCCCCCCAAGUACGAGAUCAGUGUGGAGGACCACCUAGUACGGCUGGUUAUCACGAACACCUGCAUCAGAGACUCUGGGGAGUACUGCUGUGAGGCUGACGGCAUUGCCACCCGGGCCAAGCUGGAGGUCAGAGAGCUGCAGCACACAUUUGCUCGGGAGCUGCGGGACACACGGGCCGAGGAGAAGAGCAAGGUGAUGCUGGAGUGCGAGACGAGACUGCCGGCCAAGCGGGUGACCUGGCUGAAGGGCAUGGCAGAGCUCCGGGCGGGCAGGAAGUAUGUGAUGAAGCAGAAGGGCGUGGUCCUCUACCUCACCAUCAGCUGCCUGGAGAAGGUUGACACCGACGUGUACACCUGCGAUGUUGGCACCAUGCAGAGCCGGGCGCUACUGACCGUGCAUGGUCAGAAGGUGUUGAUCAUGGACGAGCUGGAGGAUGUUGAGUGUCUGGAGAAUGACACGGUGAUGUUCAGGUGUCGUAUCUGUCCCAGCGAUUAUGUUGGGGUCAAGUGGUACCUGGAUGAGACCUUACUGUACACCAAUGAGCUGAAUGAGAUCCAAGUGAUCCCGGGGGGCUACCACAGCCUCACGUUCAAACAACUGGCUCGUAAAGACUCGGGCACCAUCUCCUUUGAGGCAGGCGACAAGAGGUCCUACGCCUCGCUGCUUGUUAGAGAGAGACGUCCCACCAUCACCAAAGCAUUGGAGGACUGUGAGGCCAUUGAGGGAGGCGGUUUGGUGCUGGUGUGUAUCACCUCCAAGCCAUGCCACAUCCUGUGGUACAAAGAUGGCUGCCUAAUGUGGAUUUCCUCGAGGUACCACGUCAGUCGCUCAGGUAACGAGGCCAGGCUGACCAUCAGGGAGGUCAGUAACAGCGAUGCUGGGGUGUACGAGUGCAGCGCUGGGUCGGUCAGCACCAAGGCUGUCGUCACUGUAAAAGCCAUUCCAGCUGAGUUCACCCAGCCGCUGCAGAGCAUGGAGGUAAAGGAGGGGGAGGAUGUGACCCUUUCCUGUGAGUUCUCCCUGCCAGGGGUUGCGUUCCACUGGAGGAGGGGCUUGGAGACCCUCAGAGCUGGAGAGAGGUACCUGAUGAAGCAGAAGAGGUCCUUCAUCUCUUUGACCAUCACUGGCCCGAAGCCUCAGGACUCAGGAGAUUACACCUGUCAGUGCCGAGACCACAGAACCACAGCCAGCCUCACAGUCCACGCAAUCCCCAUCUCCUUCACACAACAGUUGAAAAAUGUUCAGGCCGAGGAGGGCAACAGUUUAACGUUGCGCUGUGAGCUUUCUAAACCAGGAGUCCCUGUGGAGUGGAGGAAAGGGGAGGAGCUGUUAAAGAAUGGAGUGAAGUUUCAGAUAAGGAAGAGAGAGACCAUAUCGGAGGUUCAGAUAUGGAAAACUGUGCCUGAAGACAGUGGAGUCUUCAGCUGUGAGUGUGCGGACCAAAAGACCACAGCCACCGUCAAAAUCAGCGCCCUGCCUGUUACCUUCAAACAAAAGCUGAGGAACGUGCAUGUUGAAGAGGGGAACAAUUUGGUGUUACACUGCGAGCUCUCUAAACCAGGAGUCCCUGUAGAAUGGAUGAGGGGAGGAGAGGAGCUGCUGAACAACGGAGAACGGUUUCAGAUAAGACAGAGAGAGUUGGUGAAUGAACUGAAGAUAAUAGAUGCCAAACCUGAAGACAGCAAUAUCUACACCUGUGUUUGUGGCAAUGUGGAAACCACAGCCGGUGUUACAGUCACAGCAAUUCCCAUCACUUUCAAGCAAAAGCUGAGGAACCUGCAGACUGAGGAAGGGAACACCAUCUCCCUGCACUGUGAGCUGUCUAAAGCAGGGGUGCCAGUGGAGUGGAGAUUGGGAGGAGAGAGGAUACUGCAGAAUGGAGACAAAUACCAGAUCAAGCAGACAGACUCAACACUGGAACUCCUCAUCAGGGAGGCUCUGCCAGAGGACAGUGGAGUCUACAGCUGUGUGUGUCGAGACAAGAAGACCAAGGCCACUGUCAAAGUCAUUGCUGUACCUGCCACCUUCAAAGUCGGUCUGAAGAACCAGGAGGCCCCAGAGGAGGGCAGCAUAAUCCUGCACUGUGAGCUGUCUAAGGCUGGGGUCUCAGUGGAGUGGUGGAGGGGGGAGACAGAACUGUCCCAAGACCUGUCUGGAGGAAAGUACCAGAUGAAACUGGAGGGGAAAAUAGCCGAGAUGACCAUUACCAAUGUGCAACCGGAGGACAUAGGGAAGUACAGCUGUGUCACUGGAGACCAGAAGACCACCGCUGAAGUUAAAGUGCAGGCUCUCCCUGUAAUGUUCACACAAGAGGUCCAGAACGUGGUGAUCAAAGAAGGGGACAGUGGGGAGUUCUGGUGUGAGCUCUCCAAGCCUGGUGACCCAGUGGACUGGAGGAGGGGCAGAGUCCUGCUGAAGUCUGGAGACAAAUAUGAGAUGAGGCAGGAGGGACGCAUCACUAAACUGCUCAUCCAUAACGUGGAGGAGAGAGAUGCUGGGAAAUACACCUGUAAGAGUCGAGAUGCCAAGUCUACUGCUGAACUGACCGUAACGGGCCCACCCCCCACUUUCAAAGAACAGCUGAGGAAUGUGGAAGUUGAGGAGGGUAAGACUGUGACGCUACACUGUGAACUGUCUAAAGCAGCAGCCUCAGUUGAGUGGAAGAGGGGAGCAAAGCUGUUGACGAAUGUAGCCAAGUACCAGAUGAGGAAGAAAGAUUUACUGGUGGAAUUGAAGAUUAUCGACGCGAAUCUGGAGGACAGUGGGGUUUACGCCUGUAUUUGUGGCGAACAAAAGACCACAGCAACUGUUACAAUAAAGGCUCGCCCAGUCACAUUUAUAGAAGAGUUGAGGAACGUUCAGGUUGAGGAGGGCAACACUGUGACGUUGCGCUGCGAGCUCUCCAAACCAGGGAUGUCGGUUGAAUGGAGGAGAGGAACAGCUCUUCUGCAGAACGGAGAGAAGUACCAGAUGAAGCAGAAAGAUGCAACGUUGGAGCUGGUCAUCAGGAAAACCUUGCCCGAUGACAGUGGUGUCUACAGCUGCGUGUUGGAAGACCAGCAAACCUUCGCCACCAUCAUUAUCACUGCCAUCCCAGCCACUUUCAAACAGACGUUGAAAAACCAAGAGGCUCUAGAAGAGGGCAGCGUGACGCUGCGCUGUGAGCUGUCUAAAUCGGGGGUCCCUGUGGUGUGGCUGAAGGGAGAGGAGCUGCUGAGGGAAGGUGAGCGGCACCAGAUGAAGCAGGAGGGCAGGACCGUGGAGAUGGUCAUCAGGAAUGCGGUCCUUCAGGAUGCUGGGGAGUACAGCUGUGUCACAGCCUGCAACGUCAAGACGACAGCUGAUAUCAAAGUUAGGGCUCUCCCUGUAAUAUUCACACAAGAGGUCCAGAACGUGGUGAUCAAAGAGGGGGACAGUGGGGAGUUCUGGUGUGAGCUCUCCAAGCCUGGUGACCCAGUGGACUGGAGGAGGGGCAGAGUCAUCCUGAAGUCUGGAGACAAAUAUGAGAUGAGGCAGGAGGGACGCAUCACUAAACUGCUCAUCCAUAACGUGGAGGAGAGGGAUGCUGGGAAAUACACCUGUAAGAGUCGAGAUGCCCAGUCAACUGCUGAACUGACUGUGACAGCUCCUCCCGUCACGUUCAAGGUGAAGUUGAAGAACCAGGAAGUCGAGGAGGAGAACAGUGUGACGUUAUUCUGCGAGCUCUCUAAACCAGGACUGACGGCAGAGUGGAGAAAAGGAGAGGAGCUGCUGAAGAACGGAGUAAAGUACCAGAUAAAGAAGAGAGAGGCAACGAUGGAACUGACAAUAAGGAAUGCAGUGCUCGAGGACACCGGAUUCUACAGCUGUGUUUACGCAGAAGCCAAAACCACCGCCACUGUCAACAUCACCCCCAUUCCUGUCACCUUCAAGAUGGGUCUUAAAAACCAGGAGGCCUCAGAGGGGGGCAUCGUGACCUUGCGCUGUGAGCUGUCUAAAGCUGGGGUCCCGGUGGAGUGGUGGAAAGGGGAGGAGGAGGUGAGCCCUGGAGGAAGGUACCAGAUGAAGCUGGAGGGAAAGAUAGCAGAGUUGCACAUUAAAAACAUCCAGCCAGAGGACGUGGGGGAGUACAGCUGUAUAUUCGGAGAUCAGAAAACCACUGCUGAAGUCAACGUGAGAGCUGCUGCCUCAGUGUUCUUUGAGAAGGAGCUGGAGAGCAAUGUGGUGAUGGAGGGGAAGUCCGUGGUCCUCUCCUGUGAGGUAUCCAGUGCCACUGUCCCCGUCACCUGGAAGAAGGACGCCUGCCUGGUCACAGAUGGGGAGAGGUUCAUUGUAAAAAAGAAAGGUCCCGUUCACACCCUGGAGAUCGAGAAGCUAAGUCUGGAGGAUGCCGGGGAGUACAGCUGCAUCACUAGGGGAAAGAAGACCACAGCCAUGCUGGUUGUGAAAGAGCGUGUGAAAAUAUUGUCCGGACUGAAGGACAUGAAAGUCUCAGCCGGGCAGGACGCAGUGUUUGUGUGUGAGCUGUCCCACGCCGAGGUGAGUGAAGGCGAGUGGUGGCUGGGCUCCAGCCCACUGCAGAAGAAUGAAAUGAACCAGAUGAGCUUUGAGGGCCAUCAACACUGCCUGGUCUUGACCAUGACCACCCCGGAGGAGACCGGGACCGUGGCCUUCGUGGUUGGGGAGGAGAGAACCUCUGCCCAACUGCUAGUUGUCCCCAAACCCAAAGUACACAUUGAGAAGAAGCCCCAGGACAUUAACAUCAUGGAAGGGGAGACAGCCACCUUAUCCUGUACGACCUCUGACCUCAUUACCCCUGUCACAUGGAGAAGGAACAGCAUGCCCCUCCUGAACGGAGACAAGUAUGAGACACGUAAGAAGGGCAAGCUCAACCUCCUGCUCAUCCAUGAGACGGAACCAGAGGAUUCUGGGAUAUACUCCUGUGACACUGGAGACAUGCAGAGCGAUGCCAAUCUGACGGUCAAUGAGCUACCACCGUACUUCGAGGAGGAGCUGCAGGCUGUGGAGGCUGAGGAAGGGGGCACAGCCUUUCUGUUUUGUGAGCUGUCUAAGCCCGGAGUCCCAGUCCAGUGGAGGAAAGGCCGGCUGCCUCUCAGGCCCAACAGGAAGUACCAGAUGAAACAGGACGGCUGCGUGUUUCAGCUACACAUCCUGGAGCUGAAGUCAGAGGACAGUGGCAGCUACUCGUGCCAGGCAGGCUGUGUGGAGACCACCGCCUCUGUGUCUGUGAAAGUUAAAGUACUCAUUGAGAAGAAGCCCCGGGACACCGUCGUCAUGGAAGGAGAGACGGCGACCUUAUCCUGUACGACGUCUGACCUCACUACCCCUGUCACAUGGAGAUGCAACAACAUGCCCCUACUUAACGGAGACAAGUAUGAGAACCGUAAGGAGGGCAAGCUCAACCUGCUUCGCAUCCACAAUGUGGACCCAGAUGACUCUGGCAUAUACUCCUGUGAUACUGGAGACAUGCAGAGCAGCGCCAAUCUGACUGUCACAGAGCUGGCUCCAUGCUUUGAAGAAGAGCUGCAGGCUGUGGAGGCUGAGGAAGGAGGCACGGCCUUCCUUUCCUGUGAGCUGUCUAAGCCUGGAGUCCCAGUCCAGUGGAGUAAGGGCCGGCUGCCUCUCAGGCCCAACAGGAAGUACCAGAUGAAACAGGACGGAUGUGUGUUUCAGCUACACAUCCUGGAGCUGAAGUCCGAGGACAGUGGCAGCUACUCGUGCCAGGCAGGCUGUGUGGAGACCACCGCCUCUGUGUCUGUGAAAGUUAAAGUACUCAUUGAGAAGAAGCCCCGGGACACCGUCGUCAUGGAAGGGGAGACGGCGACCUUAUCCUGUACGACGUCUGACCUCACUACCCCUGUCACAUGGAGAUGCAACAACAUGCCCCUACUUAACGGAGACAAGUAUGAGAACCGUAAGGAAGGCAAGCUCAACCUGCUUCUCAUCCACAAUGUGGACCCAGAUGACUCUGGGAUAUACUCCUGUGGUACUGGAGACAUGCAGAGCAGCGCCAAUCUGACUGUCACAGAGCUGGCUCCAUGCUUUGAAGAAGAGCUGCAGGCUGUGGAGGCUGAGGAAGGAGGCACGGCCUUCCUUUCCUGUGAGCUGUCUAAGCCCGGAGUCCCAGUCCAGUGGAGUAAGGGCCGGCUGCCUCUCAGGCCCAACAGGAAGUACCAGAUGAAGCAGGACGGAUGUGUGUUUCAGCUACACAUCCUGGAGCUGAAGUCCGAGGACAGUGGCAGCUACUCGUGCCAGGCAGGCUGUGUGGAGACCACCGCCUCUGUGUCUGUGAAAGUUAAAGUACUCAUUGAGAAGAAGCUCCGGGACACCGUCGUCAUGGAAGGGGAGACGGCGACCUUAUCCUGUACGACGUCUGACCUCACUACCCCUGUCACAUGGAGAUGCAACAACAUGCCCCUACUUAACGGAGACAAGUAUGAGAACCGUAAGGAGGGCAAGCUCAACCUGCUUCUCAUCCAAAAUGUGGACCCAGAUGACUCUGGGAUAUACUCCUGUGAUACUGGAGACAUGCAGAGCAGCGCCAAUCUGACUGUCACAGAGCUGGCUCCAUGCUUUGAAGAAGAGCUGCAGGCUGUGGAGGCUGAGGAAGGAGGCACGGCCUUCCUUUCCUGUGAGCUGUCUAAGCCUGGAGUCCCAGUCCAGUGGAGUAAGGGCCGGCUGCCUCUCAGGCCCAACAGGAAGUACCGGAUGAAACAGGACGGAUGUGUGUUUCAGCUACACAUCCUGGAGCUGAAGUCCGAGGACAGUGGCAGCUACUCGUGCCAGGCAGGCUGUGUGGAGACCACCGCCUCUGUGUCUGUGAAAGUUAAAGUACUCAUUGAGAAGAAGCCCCGGGACACCGUCGUCAUGGAACGGGAGACGGCGACCUUAUCCUGUACGACGUCUGACCUCACUACCCCUGUCACAUGGAGACGCAACAACAUGCCCCUACUGAACGGAGACAAGUAUGCGAACCGUAAGGAGGGCAAGCUCAACCUGCUUCUCAUCCACAAUGUGGACCCAGAUGACUCUGGGCUAUACUCCUGUGAUACUGGAGACAUGCAGAGCAGCGCCAAACUGAUUGUCACAGAGCUGGCUCCAUGCUUUGAAGAAAAGCUGCAGGCUGUGGAGGCUGAGGAAGGAGGCACGGCCUUCCUUUCCUGUGAGCUGUCUAAGCCCGGAGUCCCAGUCCAGUGGAGUAAGGGCCGACUGCCUCUCAGGCCCAACAGGAAGUACCAGAUGAAGCAGGACGGCUGUGUGUUUCAGCUACACAUCCUGGAGCUGAAGUCCGAGGACAGUGGCAGCUACUCGUGCCAGGCAGGCUGUGUGGAGACCACCGCCUCUGUGUCUGUGAAAGUUAAAGUACUCAUUGAGAAGAAGCCCCAUGAUACCGUCAUCAUGGAAGGAGAGACGGCGACCUUGUCCUGUACGACCUCUGACCUCACUACCCCUGUCACAUGGAGACGCAAUAACGUUCCCCUACUGAACGGAGACAAGUAUGAGAACCGUAAGGAGGGCAAGCUCAACCUCCUUCUCAUUCACAAUGUGGACCCAGAUGACUCUGGGAUAUACUCCUGUGAUACUGGAGACAUUCAGAGCAGCGCCAAUCUGACUGUCACAGAGCUGCCUCUAUACUUUGAGGAGGAGCUCCAGGCUGUGGAGGCUGAGGAAGGGGAAAUGGCCUUCCUGUCCUGUGAACUGUCUAAGCCUGGAGUCCCAGUCCAGUGGAGGAAGGGCCGGCUGCCUCUCAGGCCCAACAGGAAGUACCAGAUGAAGCAGGACGGCUGUGUGUUUCAGCUAUACAUCCUGGAGCUGAAGUCCGACGACAGUGGCAGCUACACAUGCCAGGCAGAUGGCGUGGAGACCACCGCCUCUGUGUCUGUGAAAGUUAAAGUACUCAUUGAGAAGAAGCCCCGGGACACCGUCAUCAUGGAAGGAGAGACGGCCACCUUAUCCUGUACGACCUCUGACCUCACUACCCCUGUCACAUGGAGACGCAACAACAUGCCCCUACUGAACGGAGACAAGUAUGAGAACCGUAAGGAGGGCAAGCUCAACCUGCUUCUCAUCCACAAUGUGGACCCAGAUGACUCUGGGAUAUACUCCUGUGAUACUGGAGACAUGCAGAGCAGCGUCAAUCUAACUGUCACAGAGCUGCCUCCAUACUUUGAAGAAGAGCUGCAGGCUGUGGAGGUAGAGGAAGGGGGCACAGCCUGCCUGUCCUGUGAACUGUCUAAGCUUGGAGUCCCAGUCCAGUGGAGGAAGGGCCGGCUGCCUCUCAGGCCCAACAGGAAGUACCAGCUGAAGCAGGACGGCUGUGUGUUUCAGCUACACAUCCUGGAGCUGAAGCCCGAGGACAGUGGCAGCUACACGUGCCAGGGAGGUGGUGUGAAGACCACAGCCUCUGUAGCAGUAAAGCCUCUCCCAGCCAAGACAGAACCUCCCAAGACAAUGCCUCCCACAAAGGCUCCCACGAAGGCUGCCUCUCCCACACCUCCACCAGGGCCAAAGAAACAGGGCAUGAUCUGGACAUCAAUUGUGGGGUCAGAGAAAGACCUGGAGCCUGAGGCAGAGACAGUGGUAGACCUACAUGAGAAACAGUCAGUAAGGUCUAUAGGUAAGGAGACUAAGGUAGACAAGCAGGAAAAACAGCAAGUCAAACAGACAGUAAGAGCUAUGGUGAGGGACACAGAGGAAAAAAAGCCAUUGAAAUCUAUGGUUAAAGAGAUUGAAGUAGACCACAUGGUGAAACAGCCAGUGCCCCCAGCGAGACGAGCAUCUAUAAUGUCAGAUACUGGAAUAGACCAAGUGGUGAAACAACCAGUUCCACUAGUGAGACAAGCAUCUAUAAUGUCAGAUACUGAAAUAGACCAAGUGGUGAAACAACCAGUUCCACCAGUGAGACGAGCAUCUAUAGUGUCAGAUGUUGUGGUAGAUGAGGUUAGGAAACAGCCAGUUCCACCAGUGAGACAAGCAUCAGUAGUGUCAGAUGCUGGGAUAGAGCAAGUGGUGAAACAACCAGUUCCACCAGCGAGACGAGCGUCUGUAGUUUCAGUUUCGGAUACUGGGGUAGAUGAGGUGAGCAAACAGCCAGUUCCACCAGUCAGACGAGCGUCUGUAGUUUCAGUUUCAGAUACUGGGGUAGACGAGGUGAGGAAACAGCCAGUUCCACCAGUGAGACGAGCAUCUAUAGUGUCAGAUGCUGGGAUAGAGCAAGUGGUGAGGAAACAACCAGUUCCACCAGCGAGACGAGCAUCUGUAGUUUCAGUUUCAGAUACUGGGGUAGAUGAGGUAAGAAAACAGCCAGUUCCACCAGUGAGACGAGCAUCUAUAGUGUCGGAUGUUGGGGUAGAUGAGGUGAGGAAACAGCCAGUUCCACCAGUGAGACAAGCAUCUGUAGUGUCAGAUGCUGGGAUAGAGCAAGUGGUGAAACAACCAGUUCCACCAGCGAGACGAGCAUCUGUAGUUUCAGUUUCAGAUACUGGGGUAAAUGAGGUAAGAAAACAGCCAGUUCCACCAGUGAGACGAGCAUCUGUAGUGUCGGAUGCUGGGAUAGAGCAAGUGGUGAGGAAACAACCAGUUCCACCAGCGAGACGAGCAUCUGUAGUUUCAGUUUCAGAUACUGGGGUAGAUGAGGUAAAAAAACAGCCAGUUCCACCAGUGAGACGUGCAUCUGUAGUGUCGGAUGCUGGGAUAGACCAAGUGGUGAGGAAACAGCCAGUUCCACCAGUGAGACAAGCAUCUAUAGUGUCAGAUGCUGGGAUAGACGAGGUGAGGAAACAGCCAGUUCCACCAGUGGGACGAGCAUCUAUAGUGUCAGAUGCUGGGUUAGACGAGGUGAGGAUACAGCCAGUUCCACCAGUGAGACGAGCAUCUAUAGUGUCAGAUGUUGGGUUAGACGAGGUGAGGAAACCGCCAGUUCCACCAGUGAGACGAGCAUCUAUAGUGUCAGAUGUUGGGUUAGACGAGGUGAGGAAACCGCCAGUUCCACCAGUGAGGCGAGCAUCUGUAGUGUCAGAUGCUGGGUUAGACGAGGUGAGGAAACCGCCAGUUCCACCAGUGAGGCGAGCAUCUGUAGUGUCAGAUGCUGGGUUAGAUGAGGUGAGGAAACUGCCAGUUCCACCAGUGAGACGAACAUCUAUAGUGUCAGAUGUUAAGGUAGAAGAGAUGAUGAAACAGCCAGUUCCAGCAGCGAGACAAGCGUCUGUAGUUUCAGUUUCGGAUACUGGGGUAGACGAGGUGAGCAAACAGCCAGUUCCACCAGUCAGACGAGCGUCUGUAGUUUCAGUUUCGGAUGCUGGGGUAGAUGAGGUAAGAAAACAGCCAGUUCCACCAGUGAGACGAGCGUCUGUAGUGUCGGAUGAUGGGAUAGAGCAAGUGGUGAAACAACCAGUUCCACCAGUGAGACAAGCAUCUGUAGUGUCGGAUGCUGGGGUAGAUGAGGUGAGGAAACGGCCAGUUCCAGCAGUGGGGCGAGCAUCUGUAGUUUCAGUUUUGGAUGCUGGGGUAGACAAGGUGAGCAAACAGCCAGUUCCACCAGUGAGACGAGCGUCUGUAGUUUCGGAUGCUGGUAUAGACCAAGUUGUGAAACAGCCAGUGCCACCAGCGAGACGAUCAUCUAUACUGUCCGAUGCUGGGGUAGAUCAGAUAGCUAGAUCUAAAAAGAAGAUGGAUAUAGAAAUAGACCAUCAAGAGAAACAGCCAGUGAAGUCUAUGGUGAAGGAGACAGAGAUAGAACAGAGGGAUCAACAGCCAGUAAGGUCUACAGUGCAGGAGACUGAAAAACCCAAGAUGGUGGAGGAUGAUAACCAACUCCAUAUCUCAGAGGAUGAGUCCUUCACAGAGGCCCACACCCAGGUAACAGUCAACCAGAAGACCAGCAAGCCUGUAGUCGCUGUUGCUGGAGUUCCCAAGGGGCUACAGAUGACCCAGCAAGUUGACGAGAUUGCACUUGACAGUGUCGAGGACGAACAUGAGAUGUUGGAAGCUGCCAUCAAGAUCCAGGCAGCUUUCAAGGGAUACAAGACCCGCAAAGACAUGCGGCCCAUCUUCAAGCAGGUGUUUAAGAACCAGAGUGCUGAGACCAAUGGUACCAUCCAGCUGGAGUGUAAGGUGGAAGGGAAGCUCAACGCAGUACGCUGGCUGAAGAACAGCCAGGAGGUCAUAGGAGACCAACGCCACCGCAUGAACACCUCAGAGGAUGGCGUCUGCACACUGGUGAUCAUCAACAUGUCUGCCAUAGACACUGGGGUCUAUACCUGUGAGGUGGUUAACACGUUUGGUGUGUCCUCAUAUAAUGGUAACAUUACUGUGGGUGAACCUCAAAUGCCUCCAUCUUCUACCCAGAGGCCCGCAGCCCCAUCCCAGCCCUCCACCCCUUCUGUGCAUCCAGUCCUGGCCUCCACCGGCCCUCUCCAGCCAGUCCAGACCUCUACUCCUGGGAAGGAGACUGUGGAUUCUGUGGAGUGCGAGGGGAUCUCCCUAUGGCAGACCUACAAUCUAACCAAGGAGGAUCCCCGCAUGACCCUGCAGGAGAGGAGGAGGGCCUCCCUUAUUGCUGCCAGCUCUAUGUCUAGUCCCUCUGACUACGAUACAGCUCCAGAUUUCAUAGAGCCUGCUGACAUAAUCCCCAAAGAUCACCCCAGGGAAAAGGAAGCCAUUAAGUCACAGGACCAGUUAUCCAAUAAGGAGGAUGAAGAACAGAAAGUCACGUCUCAACCACCCAGGCAUUUUAAGGCUAAAGUACCUGAUGCCAUGUUGAGGACUACAUCCCCCAAACACUAUCAUGCCCACACACCUGCUGCUCUUACAGGCUCUGGCUCAGAGUCAGAUUGUGACGAGGAUAGAAUAGAGACAUUUGAUGUAUACGUGGCCAGAGCUAACUGCAGUCCUCAACAAGGUGGCAACAAGGAGAGCUUUGUGUUGAAGGAGGGUCAGUACGUGGAGGUCUUGGACUCUGUCCACCCGGAGAAGUGGCUGGUCCGCACCAAGCCCUCCAAGACCACCUCCUCACGCCAAGGAUGGGUCUCUCCUGCAUACCUGGAGAAAAAGAGAAAGGAGACAUUCCCACAAAUGAGAACACCACAACAGGAGCUUGAUGUACCAGGGUCUACAGGGGAGAACUACAGGAGAACCCUAAGCCAAUUAAUCCAGGGGCUGAUUGAUGGGGAGGAAGAGUUUGUGAAGGAGAUGAAGGAAUUCAUGUCCCACCACCUGCACCACUUAGACACCAGCCCUCAUGUCCCUAUCAACAUCAUCAACCAGAAAGAAACCAUCUUCCGCAAUAUAAAGGACAUCAUGGCUUUACACGAGAGAUCUAUUCUGCCCAGUCUGAGUGAGUGUUCUACUGACGAUGACGUGGCCAUACAUCUGGUCAAACAUGCAGUGGACUUUGAGAAGUAUCUGCAGUACAUGGUGGGCCAAUCACAGGCAGAGGCCUGUGUCACUGACAAGACCAUCCAGCAGUACUUCAAGCAAAACACGGAAACACACCCUGAGCACCUGGAAACUACAGUCCUGGAUGUCAUCACCUUCUUACAGAGACCAGUGGAGAGGAUUCAGACCUACCAGGCCUUGCUCAAGGAACUGAUCAAGAACAAGGCUAAGUGUGCGAAAAGCUGUCUUCUACUGGAAGAUGCCUUCUCCAUGGUGUCCUGUCUGCCCUGGCGCUCUGACAACCUACACCAGGUGUCUCUAAUUGAGAACUACCCUGCCCCACUCACUGCACUAGGAGAACCUGUCCGCCAGGGUCCUUUCACUGUGUGGGAGGAGUCUCCUGAGAUCAAGACGUCCUCCAGGGGCCACCAGAGGCAGGUGUUCCUCUUCAAGGACUGUAUCUUGCUGUGUAAGCUCAAGAGAGACCCUGGCAUGAACUCUGACACCUACGCCUUCAAGAACAAGAUGAAGCUGAAUGAUGUGGAGGUGAAGGAGACGGUGGGGGGAGAGGAGAAGUCCUGGGGGCUGUGGCACGAGCACCGGGGCUCAGUGAGGAGGUACACACUGCAGGGCCGCUCCGCCGUGCUCAAGCUGUCCUGGCUCAAAGACCUGAGAGAGCUGCAGCAACGCUCCAGCCUGACUGUCAGCAGUCCACCAGAGUUUGAAGUUCUCCUGUCUGACUGCACCACAAAGAUCGGGCAGACAAUCAAGCUGGCCUGCAAAGUCACAGGAACACCCAAACCUGUGGUCAGCUGGUUCCAAGAUGGCCUGGCCCUAGAGGAUGGCCCCCACCACAUCAUCACUGCAGACCGGGCAGGCACCUGCUGUCUCAUCAUGGAUGGGGUCACUCCUGAGGACUCUGGACAGUACUUGUGCUACGCUUCCAGCUCUGUGGGCCAUGCUAGCACACUGGCCAAGAUAGUGGUGGAUGCACCCCCCAGAUUCCUUACCAGGCUGCAGAGUGUAUGUCUGCUGGAGGGAGAGGACAUCAAGUUUAGCUGUUCCACACACAGUACUCCUUUACCCCGAAUCAGUUGGUUUAAGGAUGGCAGAGAGCUGACAGACCAGAGGAAGUACCACAUAGAGAGUGAUGCCCGCAGUGGGAUCCUCACGCUCACCAUCAUGAACCCUGGAGAGACAGACCUGGGACAGUAUAAGUGUGAGCUGUGGAACAAGUUGGGCAGUGCCAAGAGUAAAGCAGAGAUGUGCUCCGCCUUUGCACAAGUGAUGGACAGUGAGCCUGACCAACCACAGGCCAUCUUGAUCCAAGGUACAGUAGGAGAGUUCCCUCCACCAAAUCAAGGUAAAUGUCCAUCUCGGAGUCAGGUCACAGGUUUUGAGAAGAAGGCUACAGUAGAGAUGUUCAUCUUUAGUGUCCACAUGUUCUACACUAUAAGACAUGAUGACAGUCUAAUACAAUCUAGGACAAGGACCCCAUUCCUCGAACAGGAAGUACCUCACAGAGCCUUCAUCAUGUUCACAGUAUCAUGGACCCAGUGCAUGUGGAUGGGUCCUCUCUCCUCUCCAACGCAUGCCCAGUUAACUCUCCACUCCUACCCAUACAAGAUGGUCAUGUGCUGGGCAUCAGGCACCCCUUAUUCCCCCUGGGGAGUGGAGCAUCAGUAUGAGAGAGGUGUCAUUGUGCUUCUAGACUCCGACUCAGAGGGCUGGUCCACUGCCAUGGUGAAGCAAUGGCUGCAGACAGACUUCCACCCCACCUCUGUUGUCAAAAUGCUCUUCCAGCCUGGAUACCCUCAGCCAGCCGAGGGUAGCCAAGAGGAAAGUGACCCUACCGCCAGAGGACACGUGGAGGUUCCACAGUUCCCCACUGAGCUUGAGGAGAGACCUGAGGUUGAGGAGGAACUUUAUGUUCCUGAGGCCAUAGAGGAAAUGCCAACAGCUCCUCCCUCCAUCCAGGUGCCGGUGGAGGACCUGUGUGUGGAGCCUGGUCAAUCAGCUACCUUCACCAUCAUCAUCACAGGAAGGCCCACCCCCGAGAUUCAGUGGUACAAGGAUGGAGAGGAGCUGUUGGCCACUGAGAAUGUGGAGGUGGUCCAGAAUGGUGCCCGCUGCUCUCUGACUGUGCUGUGCCCGGAGAGUGAGGACGGUGGCAUCUACACCUGCUGGGCCUAUAACGACUUAGGACACACCUCCUGUCAGGCUCGGCUGACAGUGGAGGAGGGUCCACUGGAGUCGCAGGAGAGAGAGGUGGAGCUUGGGAAGAGGAGGAAGCUGCUGUCUGUGUAUGACGUCCAUGAGGAGAUUGGGAGAGGCACGUAUGGGGUGGUAAAGCGGGUUACCCACAGGAGGACGGGUGAGGGCUUUGCCGCCAAGUUCCUGCCCCUGAGGAGCAGUACGAGGACCAGGGCGUUCCAAGAGAGGGACCUGCUCUCCCGGCUGGCCCACCCCAGGGUGGCCUGUCUGUUGGACUUCUUCUCUACACGGAGGACCCUGGUCCUGGUCACCGAAGCCUGCUCUUCUCGCGGUCUCCUUGAUCAUUUGCUGUUGAAGGGAUCAGUCAGCGAGAGAGAGGUUCAGAUGUACAUUCAGCAAAUCCUGGAGGGAGUUGGUCACAUCCACAGCAUGAACAUCCUACAUCUGGACAUCAAACCGGACAAUAUCCUGAUGGUGUUUCCACCCAGAGAGGAGAUCAAGAUCUGUGACUUUGGCUUCUGUCAGGAGAUGGACACUUCCAGACACCAGUACAGCCAGUUUGGCACUCCUGAGUUUGUGGCCCCUGAGAUCAUACAUCAAGACCCCGUCACUAUAGCAAGUGACAUCUGGUCCAUUGGUGUUGUGGCCUAUUUAUGUCUGAUGUGCCGCUGUCCGUUCAUGGGGGAGACGGACCGGGCCACUCUGAUGAGGGUGGGGGAGGGGACACUGAACUGGGACGCACCCGACCUCACCUACAGGAGCACCGGUGCCCAGGGCUUCCUCCGCACGGUCCUGCAGCCAGACCCAGUAAAGCGUCCAACUGCAUUUGAGUGUCUGGGGCACGAAUGGUUCCAGGGUGAACAUGAGGAUGAGACUGAUGAUAUCAAUACAAGGGCUCUGAAAGUCUUCAUCUCAAGGAGAAAAUGGCAGCGUUCUCUGACCUGCCUGGGCUCGGUGCUAAUCCUGAAGCCCAUCCCAGAGCUGCUGGAUGCCCCUCUUCGGGAGACCUCCAUCACAGCCCCUCGGGACCCCCAUGAGCCCAGCAGCACCUCCAUGAGCAGCGGCUCCUCCUCUGAGUACGACGAGGCUGAUGCCUGGGACUUCUUCCACCAUUGCACCACAGCUGACGAGGAUGAAGACGAGGAGGAGGAAGAAUUUGACCCCCUCAUGGAGAGAGCCAGGAUCCCUGAGUCAUUUGCCAAACUGAAAUUGGAGGAAGAGGAGGAGGGGACCAUGGAGGAGGAGGACGAGGAGGAGGAGGAGGAGAUGGGAGGACAGAUGAGAGUGCUGGAGAGGAGCCUAAGCAGGCAGUCUAUAGGGUCCUCGGAUGCGUCACAGCAGCCGACCCCCCAGAGGGAGAGGAGGGUCAGCCGAGAAAGCAGCCCGUCCCUAUACCUCUCCGAGGGGGAUGAUGGCUCCGCGUCCGGGAGUGAAGGAGGCUGCAUCGCCAGGAGCAGCCUGAUCCGCAGCACUUUCUACAACAGCUCCGCGCAGCUCUCGCCCAUGUCCGCUCGCCACAUGACCCUCAGGGACAAGUUCCAGGCCAAGAAGCAGGAGAGGGGCCGCAAGCCGCUCCGCAGAAGCCUCUCUAGCCGCCUCAACGAGCCUCUCAUUGAGUAUGUGGAGGACGAAGGCGAGAUCAAUCACGGGCAAAGGCGAGGGUCUUUGCAGUCGUCCAUGCUCAAGUCCUGCUCCUUUGACAGUGGGGUCAGCCUCUCGCACAAUGCACCACCACAGAGGAGGAGCAAGUCGUUGGACGAGUACUCCCGACGCUCACCAGGAUCCGCCAAAUGUAGAGAAGAGGAGAGUGCUUUGAAUCUUAAGGAGGAUUUCACUGACAAGGAGGAAGAGGAGAAGAGCUUGGAUGUUUCCCCUCUCCAAGUGAGAGGUAGAAGAGGUUCAGUGGCAGUGGCUCCCAAACAGCUUACGGCCAGGCUUCAGGAACUGUGUGCAAAAUCGCCCCAUGCUGGUCCAGAGAAGAGUCUCAGGCCAGAGGAGGAGGCGGGGAACCUGACUGGCUCUCAGUACUCCCUGGCUGAGUCCCUCAUCCUGGAGCAUGGCUCUGAGGGCUCCAGCAGGCCGGACUCUUGUGAGGAGCUGUCCCACGGCUACCCUGCAGCCACACAUAGAGGGAGAGCAGGGGAUGAGUAUGAUGACCAGGAGGAGCCCCUGAUCACAACGUCCCCCUGCUCCCUGCUCCAGGGGUCUGAGGCUGUGGAAGCUAAUAAGGAGCCCCAGUGCCGGAGCGGCCAACUUCAGAUCCCACCGAGAAGGACAACCCACCCCAACCAGAACUCAACGGCCAGAAAUAAUGGUAAGGUAGAGAAGACGAUCCUGCCGGUGAAACCCAGCCCCAGCCUGUCCUUCAAGGCCCCAGAGAGACCCUCGAGGGCCAGCGACACAGAGGCACGUCUCCAGAGGCACGCGUCCACCCCGGCCCUCCAGGCCAAACCGCCCUCGGGGAAGUCUCCCAGGAUGUCACCCAAGGUUGGGUUGAUGAAUCUGUUACGUAGGCAGUCCUGGGCGGGGCAUUCCUACUCACAACUGGAGGGCACGGAGCAGGGACCCACGCUAGGGGAAUUGGAGCCCAAAACCCCCACCAUGUCACUCAGGAAAAAGAUGAGGGCAUCAGCCUCUAGCCUCACCAAGCUGUUCACCAAAUCGUCCAGCAAGGAGGACUUAACGAAGGGAGGGCCGAUUGUAAAGGGUUCCUCUCCUGCUCCACCUGAGCAUAAGGCGAGCGCUGUCUUGGAGAGUGCUAAAAAGAAGUCCACAUUAUUUUCAUUUAAAAUACCUAAAAUACCUGCAUUCAAGAAGAACAAAGAGAUGCUCAUCCAUCUGACCAGGCCUGAUGUGCACCAGUUGGAGGCAGGUGGAUUUCUGCUGGUAUGGAGACCAGUGCAGUCCAGCAACCCAGUGGUUUACUGUGUUCAGUACAGCACAGACGGUGGGGAGUGGAAGCUACUGUGCGAGGAGGUGACAGACAGUUGCUACGUAGUGAAGGAAUUACUCAGAGGAGCAGGAUACGUAUUCAGGGUGGGCUGCAUCACCAAGAAGGGGGCAGGACCUUUCAGCGACCCUUCGCCCCCUGUUGUUAUGGCAACCCAUCCUAAAGAGACCCACAUUCCCCUCAUCCAGACCGAGUACCCAGGAUCAAAGGGCAGUGGGUCAACAGGUCAACCUAGCCACAAGACCUACAGCUUCCUCGCAGAGAUCAACAGGGGUCGUUUCAGCGUGGUGACCCAGUGUCAGGACGGCCAGAGCCAGCAGCUGUUUGCUGCCAAGAUCACCCCUUACAGGCCAGAAAAUAGGGCUCUGGUGCUCAGGGAGUACCAGCUGCUUAAGAAGCUCAACCACCCCCACCUGGUGCAGCUGCACACGGCCUACAUUACCCCCCACUGCCUGGUGCUCAUCCAGGAGCUGUGUGCUGGCAAAGAGCUGCUCUACAACCUGACUGAGAGAGAUCUUUAUGCUGAACUCCAUGUGGCAGAGCUGCUGGCUCAGAUCCUGAGUGCUGUGGACUAUCUGCACAGCCGCCGCGUCGUCCACCUGGACCUCAAGUCGGACAACAUGCUGGUGACGGACCGCAGCGUGCUGAAGAUCGUAGACCUGGGCUCCGCUCAGUCUUUCACACCCGGACAGACACUCAACAUAGAGGACAUUCCGGGACAAGAGAAAGAGACUCCAUCGAGCGCCUCUCCACAGACAACGGGCAGAAACAGAAUGGCAGAUGGGGUUUACAUUGUCCUUCCUAAAGCUCCAGAAAUCCUCGACGGACAAGGAGUCGGACCUGAGACCGACAUCUGGGCUAUUGGGGUUUUGGCUUUUAUAAUGUUGAGUGCAGAUAGCCCGUUCCAUUCAGACCUCAACUGGGAGAGGGACAGAAACAUCCGGAAGGGGAAGAUCCAGUUUGGCCGCUGCUACCCUGGCUUGUCAGAGGGAGCAAUCAACUUCAUAAAGAACACACUGAGCAUCAAGGCCUGGGAGAGACCCUCGGCGGCUGAGUGCCUCCAGAACCCGUGGGUACGGGGCGAGCGGGCCCCCUCCAAACACAGAGACUCCAUCUUGUGUUUCUCCACUGACAAGCUGCAGGCUUUCCUCACGGAGAGAGAGGUGAAACGAGACCAGGUCCGCACCAAGCUGCAAGGACCGUUCUUCCAGUAAUUAUACUUCUCUCUGAUGUUUAGAGUAGGGCUUGUAAGGACUUACACAUGAACUGGCGCUGGAUGACGUCUCUUCACAGCCCAGAUCCUGAUCACAAAAUAUGUGACCUCUUACAAAUGUUGACCUAAAAUGGAGAGUGGUCAAAUGUGUGCGUAUCAAUGGCUGCCUAGAGUUUUGUUAAAAGUUUGUCUGAAGGACUUGGACUUUGGCUUUGGUUGAAUGACAGCGCCAUGGUAUCAGGGAAAUGUUUAGUUAAAUGCUUCCUGCAAAUGCUGUUGCAUGAGUUUGAAAACAUGAUGAUAUUGAUGUGUAAAAUGCAUCAUCCCUUUGAGUUUGCAGCAUUGGACAUUAAACACAUUUGACAUUUACAUUUUAGUCAUUUAGCAGACGCUCUCAUCCAGAGCGACUUACAGUUAGACGUUUGUAAUAACAAAGGCUGUUGCAUCUCGCCAUUCAGACAAUGUUUGUGUUUUUUUGUGUGAAUCUUAACAAUAUGUUUGUGGUUCAUUAGCCAAAGGGAAAGAUCAGAGGAGGAUUCAUGUGCCCAAAGCAUAGCAAGGGCCCCUACCAGAAUACAGCUUUGUCUCAAGGGCCCCUACCAGAAUACAGCUUUGUCUCAAGGGCCCCUACCAGAAUACAGCUUUGUCUCACAAAGGGAGGAACAUUGAAAUAUUUAUAUAUAAAUAUCGAUAGAUAUUUACACUACUGCAAUGUUCUCAACUGUCUUAAGAUCACGAGUAAACUAAGCAUAUUUCUGAUGAUCCUUUGUUUGAUUUCAUGGCGUAUACCUUGUGACGGGUGACGGAUGUACCUGAAAGGCUAAUUAAACAGUAUGUCAGUG
Messenger RNA from Oncorhynchus tshawytscha (Chinook salmon), 22237 nucleotides. RefSeq names its product obscurin, cytoskeletal calmodulin and titin-interacting RhoGEF a (gene obscna). NCBI's taxonomy places the organism in Eukaryota, Metazoa, Chordata, Actinopteri, Salmoniformes, Salmonidae. The coding region runs from base 319 to 21396 and encodes 7025 amino acids. The transcript has 84 exons. The record is from RefSeq and is a predicted model, not a curated record. Gene Ontology annotation, molecular function: ATP binding; protein kinase activity; guanyl-nucleotide exchange factor activity. Gene Ontology annotation, biological process: protein phosphorylation.